Messenger RNA from Racocetra fulgida, 540 nucleotides. The record is from the annotation of a GenBank genome assembly. NCBI's taxonomy places the organism in Eukaryota, Fungi, Glomeromycota, Glomeromycetes, Diversisporales, Gigasporaceae.
CUACACAAAUUUCACAAAAUUUAUUAAAUUAUUAUAAUAAUGAACCACCUUUUAAUUUAACAACUUUAGAACCACGAGCAUAUUGGAAGCAUAUUUCUUAUCAGGCUGGUGCAUUAAAAAUAUUGGCUCUAAAAAUAUUUGCAAUUCGCCCUCAUUCUGCUGGAGUAGAACAACUUUUUUCACCUACUUCAACCUUAAAAAUGAUUUCACAAAUAAAUCUUGCUUUAUCUAUAGAAGUUCCUAAAAAAAAUCUAACUAAAAAAUUAGUUGAAAAAGAUAAAGAUAUUGAUGAUUUAGAUAAUUAUUAUGAAGAAUUAUUUUCUUCGGAUUUUACUGAUGAAGAAGAUAAUGAAUUAGAAUUUAGCCACGUUCAAGAAAUUUCUUUAGAAUUGAUUCAAAAUAAUUCAGAGUCAUUUAUGGAGGAGUUUAUUAAUUUUGAUAUUAUUGAAGAAUUAAUUACAAUAUCGGAUAAAGUAAAACAAAAUAUUGAUAAAAAUGAAAAUACAUCUAAUUGGACUUUAGAUGAUAUUUUAAAUACAG